This is a messenger RNA of Osmia bicornis bicornis, 1075 nucleotides long. Its product is annotated as odorant receptor Or2-like. Lineage: Eukaryota; Metazoa; Arthropoda; Insecta; Hymenoptera; Megachilidae. Gene Ontology annotation, cellular component: plasma membrane. The record is from RefSeq and is a predicted model, not a curated record. The transcript is spliced from 6 exons. Gene Ontology annotation, molecular function: olfactory receptor activity; odorant binding. Gene Ontology annotation, biological process: sensory perception of smell; detection of chemical stimulus involved in sensory perception of smell. Bases 66 to 1067 code for a protein of 333 amino acids.
UAUGUACCUGGCCAAUAGAUCCAAAUGCUAGUAAGUGUAAAAGUAUUUUACUUAAUAUCUAUUGGAUGUUUGCGGUGUUCAGCGUUGGAUCGACGAUACUAUUCUUAUUGAUUACCGCCUAUUUCUUUCGACACGACCUUAUCUUGCUGACGAAAACCACUUGCUUCAUAAGUGCCCUUUCGGAGACGCUGUUGGACCUGAUCAUCUGUAAAAUGAAUAGCAAGAAACUGCAGGUUCUAAUCGAAAAAAUUAGGAAGUAUUUAGAUACAACUGGCAAGGACGAGAAUAACAUGAUCCAAGUUUACGUGAAACGUUAUAAGACAUUCUUUUCAACGAUGGCGGUCGCAUACUUCAUCAAUGGAGUUUCGUUCUUUUUCAUGCCAUUAUAUACAAACCAACAUCUGCCGUUAGAAUCUUGGUUGCCAUUCUCCACUGAUACCGUCAUGAAAUACGGUAUUGUUUACAUUAUCCAAGCUUAUUCCUCCAUGCAUACGGCCCUCUCCAUCUUUGUCGACUUCAAAAUCAUUUCUCUCCUCUGCUUCACCGCUGCCAGACUAGAUAUAUUAAACGCGAAACUGAAACAAGGAAAUAGCUACGAGAUGAUGGUAAACUAUAUUAAAGAACACCAAGAGAUACUAAGAUUUUUAGAGGAUACUAAAGCUGCUGUUCAGGCUUUGUUAUUUAAGACGAACGUCACAAUGGGAAGCGUUGUCAUAGCCGCAGCUUUUCCCCUCCUUUAUAUGAAAAACCCAAUGUCAGAACCUCAAGUUGUGUAUCAGUUCGUUUGUAUGGUACUAGCAGGCUGUGGGCAUGUGUACCUUAUCUCCGCGCCAUCAGACGAUUUAAAAGAAAGUAGCAUACAAUUUGCAAUGUCGGUGACCGAUAUUCAGUGGAUAGGAAAACAAAAAAACAUGGCCACCAGUGUAUUGAUCAUGUUGCAGAGGAGUCAAAAACCAUGUCUAAUCCCAUUGGGUUUAAUUCCACCCCUUUCGAUGGAAUAUUUCUCUCAAUUCUUAACUACCAUAUAUUCCUACUUUAUGGCUAUAAGGACGAUGAUUGAAUCAUAAUUUCUAUG